AUGGAUAACCUAUUAGUGCUUGGAUUCCAUGUACCGCAAAAUCAGCCGAAAAAAUACCGAGAAAGGAUGCUCACCAUCAAUGAUUUGUCGGACCGUGAGCUUCGGGCAAGGUAUCGGUUUGGGAGAGCUGGGUUAGAGUUUAUCACGGACAUUGUAAGAGCGGAUAUAGAGCACCCAACAAAAAGAAGCAAGGCACUAAGCCCUGAAAUGCAGGUACUUAUUGCCCUGAGAUAUUAUGCAACGGGCAGUUUUAUGCAAGUGGUUGGAGACACGGUCGGGGUAGAUAAAUCAACUGUCAGCCGCUGCAUCACUAGAGUUUCCACAGUUCUUGCCUCUAAAGCUGGCGAUUUCAUUAAAUGGCCAUCAGAAGACAGAAAGCGUGAAAUUAAAAAUGUUUUUUAUGAAAAUGGUGGAUUUCCUGGAGUUAUAGGAUGCAUUGAUGGCACCCACGCGAGGAUACAGGCCCCUGCACAAGAUGAACCGUCUUUUGUAAACCGCAAAGGAUACCACAGUAUAAACGUUCAGGCUAUAUGUGACCAUGAGGGGCGUUUCACAAAUCUGGUAGCCAGAUGGCCAGGCAGUGUGCAUGACAGCCACAUCUUAAGAUGCUCGAAAAUUCUGGAACAUCUGGAGUUAACGCAUAAGCGUGUGGAGGAAGGCAUAGUCUUAGGUGAUAGCGGUUAUGGAUGCAAAAGUUUUUUGAUGACACCGUUCAUGAGACCGACAGAGGAUUGCCAUGAAAGGUUUAAUAGAGCACAUACUAAGACCAGAUGUUGUAUUGAAAGGACAUUCGGCUGGUGGAAAAAAAGAUUCAACUGUUUACAUUCUGGAGUACGUGUUCACCCAGAAAAGGCUUGCACUAUGAUUAUGGCAUGUGCAGUGCUCCACAACAUUGCUAUAAACUUCAAGGAACCAAUGGAUGAUGCUGAUGAGGUUGAUGAUGCGUGUAUAGAUAUACCCUUUAGAGGUCCAGAGGAAGGUCGUACUGUACGUGACCACAUUUGCAGAGCAUUUUUUGGUUAA
Molecule: messenger RNA, 1023 nt
Organism: Mytilus trossulus (common blue mussel)
Lineage: Eukaryota; Metazoa; Mollusca; Bivalvia; Mytilida; Mytilidae
Product: putative nuclease HARBI1
Exons: 3
Coding region: 1-1023 (340 amino acids)
Source: RefSeq, a predicted model, not a curated record